AUCGAAAUUAAUUCUUUAUGUUAUGACCGAGUUCUUUAUACUCAAUCAAACGUUUCUCAAGAAAUACAAGAUCAUUGCUCUGGAAGGGAUAUGUAUGUUCUCGUCCCUAGAACAUGCAGUGGAGAAGAAACCAAUGGUGUUGAACCUGAAACCGAAGAUGGAGGUAUAGUUAAGAGAGGUUUAGGAAGAUGGUCGUGCCGCUGGGGAUAUUACUACACAUUAAGAUAUUGUAAGGUCAGAUACUGUUGUUGGUGGUGUAGGCGAUCAUGUUACAAAUACACUCUAUGUUGGGUCAAGGUGAUCUUUUACAAAUGCGGAUAUAACUACUACGGAUAAAUACAAUUAAGACUUGACACAAAAACCGAUUUUUUGAAACAUAUACAUAGUGUGUUUAAUAUCCUGCUUAAGCUACUUAUAUUGAAAAUAACAAUGUAUGUUCCAUUACAUAUCAUUCAUGAUUCAAGAUACCUUGAUAUGUCAAAACUGAUGAUUUGUUAGCAAGAAAAUAUUAUUUAUGACAUUUUAUUUUGAGAAUGGAGAUAAAGACAUAUCAAAUGCUUUGUCUGUUUCUUCUUUUUUCUUCUUCAAUAUUUCAAUGUCAAGCUUGAUGAUAAAUUCAAGUUAUAGUAUUGUAGGAUUUGAAUUGUUUAUUACUGGUCCUAAUUAGCAUAACCUCUUUCAGUUACUUUUCUUUCGGCAUAUGCUUAUUUCAUAUGUAAAGAAUAUUAUUUUACUAUAAUUUUUAGUCGAAAAAUAAAUUAGAAAUAGUUGUUACCAUAGGCGGCUGUUUUUGCUCUAUUUUUCUUCUUUUCAAUCAAUAUAUCUGAUAAAUUAUCUAAACUUUUUUGCAAUUGUCCGAAAUACAUGAUUCUAUGCACAUGUGUGGUAUAUCAAAUAGUAGCAUUUGGUUAAAGGUAUCCUUAUCAACAUUUGGAAUUGGGCCCAUAAUAGUACCGUUUUUCUAAUUUUAGUAUUUUAGAUUGUUUUAUCAAACUAACUGUUCAAUUGUUCUUAUGCUUUCGCUUAACCUUAAUUAUCAUCCUCAAAAUUUUAUAACUUUGCUGUGUAUGUGUGCCGCAUGAAAUCUAAAAUUAAAUUAAUUCUUUCAGCGUU
This is a messenger RNA of Ruditapes philippinarum (Manila clam), 1113 nucleotides long. RefSeq lists its product as uncharacterized. NCBI's taxonomy places the organism in Eukaryota, Metazoa, Mollusca, Bivalvia, Venerida, Veneridae. The record is from RefSeq and is a predicted model, not a curated record.